AGACUAUAAGAUUCAGAUAUGUCCUUCAUAUUUAGCUGGAUUUAUAGUGGUUUCAGUAGCGUGUUACAGUUUUUAGGACUGUACAAGAAAUCGGGCAAACUAGUGUUUCUUGGACUGGACAAUGCUGGAAAGACUACACUGCUGCACAUGCUCAAGGAUGACAGACUGGGACAACAUGUCCCCACAUUACACCCCACUUCAGAAGAGCUGACAAUUGCUGGCAUGACUUUCACAACCUUUGAUCUGGGUGGACAUGCUCAAGCUCGCAGAGUGUGGAAGAACUAUCUGCCUGCCAUCAAUGGCAUUGUGUUCUUGGUGGACUGUGCAGACCAUGAAAGGUUGCUUGAAUCAAAAGAAGAACUUGAUUCACUAAUGACAGAUGAAACCAUUGCUAAUGUGCCUAUCCUAAUUCUUGGUAACAAAAUUGACAGACCUGAAGCCAUCAGUGAAGAGAGGUUACGAGAGAUGUUUGGUCUCUAUGGCCAGACAACAGGAAAGGGCAGUAUACCUCUGAAGGACCUGAAUGCCAGGCCCCUAGAAGUGUUCAUGUGCAGCGUGCUCAAGAGGCAGGGCUAUGGGGAGGGCUUCCGUUGGAUGGCUCAGUACAUCGAGUAGCGCCGGAGCCGCCUCCUCCUGCCCGGCUCUGGAUAUUGAGUCUGCUCCUUAUUUGAUCACUCAGUGUACGUAACUUGGAUCCCUUUGACUGUUUAGUUCUAAAAGCAUACCUUUUUAGCUAAUUAUAUCACGUAUGCUAAAUUGUAAGUGUGAGGAUUGAAGAAUUAUUUCGAGCAAGUUUGUUAAGUUGAAGUAUCGCAGCCCGUGAGCUUUUCCGAUCCCGUGCAACGUUCUCUUCCAGCUUUUGAUUUAACAACAUCUCCAGCACCACCUCUGGUCAGAGCAACUUUCCAGUACAGUAUGUUUGAAUGCACUUUUUAACAGCUAAAAAAGGAAAAAGAAAAAAAAACAACUACAAACAUGUGAAAAAUAUUUAAUGCUUAUGUUAAAUUUUUUUAUGUACUUUUUUGAAACUGGUUUUAUAACUUUAGAGUAUAUAACCAUCUUUCAAGGAAUAAUAAAUAAUUAGCUGAUGGAUAAUUGCAUGAUGCCUUACAGUUUUCAAUAAUAUACUUUCUUAUGCAACGUCAUGCAAUAAAUCUAAAUCCAGUUUUUGGCAACUUUAA
Chaetura pelagica (chimney swift) is the source of this 1181-nucleotide messenger RNA. RefSeq names its product secretion associated, Ras related GTPase 1B (gene SAR1B). The record is from RefSeq and is a predicted model, not a curated record. The coding region runs from base 19 to 615 and encodes 198 amino acids. Gene Ontology annotation, cellular component: COPII vesicle coat; endoplasmic reticulum exit site. Gene Ontology annotation, molecular function: GTP binding; GTPase activity. Gene Ontology annotation, biological process: intracellular protein transport; membrane organization; endoplasmic reticulum to Golgi vesicle-mediated transport. The transcript is spliced from 6 exons. Lineage: Eukaryota; Metazoa; Chordata; Aves; Apodiformes; Apodidae.